Sclerotinia sclerotiorum 1980 UF-70 is the source of this 90-nucleotide messenger RNA. RefSeq lists its product with no specific name. Lineage: Eukaryota; Fungi; Ascomycota; Leotiomycetes; Helotiales; Sclerotiniaceae. Bases 1 to 90 code for a protein of 29 amino acids. The transcript has 2 exons. The record is from RefSeq and is a predicted model, not a curated record.
AUGGCAGUGGAUGUCUAUAUGGAGGUAUUGAUCAAUCUAUUCAUGUGUGAUGGAUUUGAGGUACUCCUUCGUCUGCCUGAAAUCCCAUAA